Symbiodinium sp. CCMP2592 is the source of this 2052-nucleotide messenger RNA. The record is from the annotation of a GenBank genome assembly. Lineage: Eukaryota; Dinophyceae; Suessiales; Symbiodiniaceae.
AUGCAGGAAGCUGCAGAAGCAAUGCUUACAUUGCAAGCACAGAGCCUUCUCGGCAUGAUAAGAAGCUGCUACGAGAAGGCGGCCCCUUAUGUGAACGAGCUACAAAAGUACUCGACCCAGCUUCAUCAGCUUGAUCGGGCUGCAGCCGACCGAGACAUCCUCUGGAUUUUUAGCAGGUCUGCAAUGGUAUCAGACCGCGAAGAGAAGCAGAGCAAUAAGAGGAAGCUGCAGUCCUCCUCGGCUGUCAGAAUGGCGAAGAGAAGGAGAAGGAGCUCCUCCACCAGCCCUGCACCUCAUGAAUAUGAGAGGAAGGUGCAGUCCUCCUCGGCUGUCAGAAUGGCGAAGAGAAGGAGAAGGAGCUCCUCCACCAGCCCUGCACCUCAUGAACAUGAGAGGGAGGUGCAGUCCUCCUCAGCUGUCAGAGUGGCGAAGAAACGGAGAAGGAGCUCCUCCACAAGUUCUGCACCUCAUGAAAAUGUGGGCCCAGAUGAGGUGACCAGUGAUCCAGAAGGUACUUCUGAGCCCGGCCAUGCAGAUCAGGCUUGCGAAUCAACUUCUGAGCCCGAAUCUGAUGAGUUGGACCUGCAGUCCAGCGAGGACGGCAAGCCUUCGAAGCCCCAGAAGAGGAAGCACUACAAAACAAGGAUUGCUACCAAGAGGCCCUCUGUACAACUGGCAGGCAUCGUCCCUGCAGAUGACUUGAAAGUUUGCCUGAAGAGUGCAUAUGCCUUUCUUCGUGCAGCUCAUCUGGAGUGUGAGUUUCCCUGCUUAGCUUUGCCCAGGACUGCAACAUGCAAGACGUUUGUUAGCUUCAUUGACUCCUUUGCAGCAGCAAUCGGCAGCGAGAAGUGGGUCGUCCUCCUCUUCGGAUGUGGAUGUGUCGGUGCAGGUGCAAGACGGUACCUGGGUGUGGCGCGGCCAUCGAUGAUGAGCUUCAAGCAAAGGCUCCGGCAGCAUCUCAGUCCGGCUGAGAGGCAACAGCGGACCCUGGAUGAUUACAUCAGGCACCUCAUGCUACAAUGGCAGGAUCGGGAGGCUGAUCUGCGAUGGGCAGCUCUUAGUGUUCAGCUACGAACAAGUUUGAGAAUGGGGGUCCGACUCCGGGACAUCCAGCGGUCCCUGAGUGUAGUCUUGAUCAGGGCCGACGGCCUGGGCCAGGCAAAGCACAAGUGCCCAAGGUCUAUGACGAAGACUCAUGGCUUUGAAGCCCUGCUGCGUCCAAGCUUGUCAGUGCUCAUGCUUUGGGCCCAGGGCCAUGCGCUGGCGUUUGAGAUCAAGGAUGCAGAUGUCUACAAGAAUACAAAUUCCAAUGUGGAGGGAAUUUCUCGGCUUCUCGACAAAGUCUACAACAACUGCAAUCAAGCACUUCCUGUCCACAUCUGCAUCGUACAGGACAACUGCAGUCGGGACUGCAAAAACGGUCUCCUCCUGUCCUGGUGUGUCAAGCUCCAUUUGCUGCAGGUGUGUGAGAGGAUAAGCCUGCAAUAUCCCAGCAAGGGGCACACUCACGGGCCACUUGAUGGGCUCGGAGGGCAGGCUGUCACCAAAUGCAGUGCCUGCGAGUUCUCCGAUGCUGACAGUUUGGUGGGGAUCUACGAUGGGUUCCUGCAGCAGUCCACUGUGGAUGGGGGAGCAAGCUUCAGAGGUGCCUGGAAGGGCGAUGAGCAAGCCAACUGGCAGAGCUGGUGGGAGGAGGUCGGUUUGGUCUUCUCCAACCUGUUCGAGAUCACGACCUUGAAAGAUCUCGGCUACCUGCAAGACCGGGACAAAGUGGUUGCGAAAGCAUUGCAGGCUCACCGAGAAGGGGGCAUCAAUGAUGCUGCUCGUGAUUUCUUGGUCGGCUGGGCCAAGGGCACUUUGAGACGACACCCGCGACCUGCCCAGUAUGAGUUCUUGAACCACAACAGGCAUGCGUUUGAUGCUCUUGCUCCUGCAGCUGCAAGGGCUCCACUGGCACCAGAAGAGUACCGGCCGAUACAUGUGCAGGCAGAUGGAGGAGGCAACUUGCCCCCAGGGCCUGAGGACGAUGAAGCAGACGAGCUGCCGGAGUAA